Chanos chanos (milkfish) is the source of this 8631-nucleotide messenger RNA. RefSeq names its product fibrillin 2a (gene fbn2a). Lineage: Eukaryota; Metazoa; Chordata; Actinopteri; Gonorynchiformes; Chanidae. The transcript is spliced from 65 exons. The record is from RefSeq and is a predicted model, not a curated record. Gene Ontology annotation, molecular function: calcium ion binding. The coding region runs from base 1 to 8631 and encodes 2876 amino acids.
AUGCGCAACAGGAGUCUUUGCCUCUUGGUUGGAUAUUGUGCUGUUUUGGGGAUUUUGGUGAGUAAAGGAGCGGGACAGAGUACUGGGAAUCUAGGGAAUACACGGCUUCAGGUUGAUGGACUGCAAAACACGGCAAAUCGAGUGCGACGACGUGGAAAACAAGAUGCCUUGAGUGGACCUAAUGUAUGCGGAUCUCGGUUCCAUUCCUAUUGCUGUCCAGGCUGGAAAACUUUGCCCGGGGGCAACCAGUGUAUCGUACCCAUAUGCCGGAACAGCUGUGGUGAUGGCUUCUGCUCCAGACCCAACAUGUGUACUUGUCCCAGUGGCCAGAUUGCUCCAACCUGUGGUUCCAAAACUUCUCAGCAGUGUAACAUCAGGUGCAUGAACGGUGGAGCGUGUGAGGGUGACCAGUGCCAGUGUCAGAAAGGCUACACCGGGGCCUACUGUGGACAACCUAUCUGUGAGAAGAAGUGUCAGAAUGGUGGCCGCUGCAUUGGUCCAAAUCGUUGUGCGUGUGUGUAUGGCUUCACAGGGCCUCAGUGUGAGAGAGACUACAGAACGGGUCCCUGCUUCACUCAGGUGAAUAACCAGAUGUGCCAAGGCCUUGUGAGUGGCAUUGUGUGCACUAAGACACUGUGCUGUGCCACGGUAGGCCGUGCUUGGGGCCAUCCCUGUGAAAUGUGCCCCGCCCAGCCCCAGCCCUGCCGCCGUGGUUUCAUACCUAACAUCCGCACCGGAGCCUGCCAGGAUGUUGAUGAGUGCCAAGCUGUACCAGGCCUGUGCCAGGGUGGAAAGUGCAUUAACACUGUAGGCUCCUACGAGUGUAAGUGCCCAGUUGGGCACAAGCAGAAUGAAGGCACACAAAAGUGUGAAGAUGUGGAUGAGUGCUCCACUGUUCCACAUGUGUGUGACGGAGGAGUGUGUGUAAAUUCAGUGGGCAGCUUUUCCUGUGUGUGUCAGUCUGGAUAUGUGCCAUCUGCGGACCGGACACGCUGCUUUGAUAAGCAGACAGGCUCCUGCUUUGCGGGCCUGUUGAAUGGACGAUGUGCUCAAGAGAUGGGUGGGCAUUUCAGUAAGCCUCAGUGCUGCUGUGAUGGGGGCCGCUGCUGGGCGCGGGGGGCAGUACCUGAAAUGUGUCCAAUUCCAGGCUCAGAGGACUACCGCAGAAUGUGUCUCCAGGGAGUGCCUGUAGGUACAUUCCCAGAGAUUAUGAACCCACAGAGGCCCAAUGGCUAUAAUCCAAAUCUCAAUGGCCAGGGACUUCACCCAGUGAAUGGGAAUGGCCAUAGACCUCCCCAGAUUCCAAUCAACGGAAAUGGUAAUGGACAAAGACCAAUACGACCUGAUAUCGUUUCUCUGAACGAGACCAUUAAUAUCUGCCAGAAGCUUCCUCAUCUCUGCCUCCAUGGACGCUGUGUACCUGUCGCAUCCAGCUAUCGCUGUGAGUGUAACACUGGUUACCGGCAGGACAGCCGUGGAGAAUGCUCAGAUGUAGAUGAGUGUGUCUCUGACCCCUGCCCAAAUGGAGACUGUGUCAAUACUCCUGGUUCCUUCUACUGCAAGUGUCAUCCAGGCUUCCAGAGAACUCCAGGCAAACAAACCUGCAUAGACAUUGAUGAAUGCCUACACAAUGGGGCUCUGUGUAAGAAUGGCCGCUGUCUGAACACAGAGGGCAGCUUCCAGUGCAUCUGUAAUGCAGGCUUCCAGCUCACACCAGAUGGCAGAAACUGCAUGGAUCAUGACGAGUGUGCCACCACCAACAUGUGCCUGAACGGCAUGUGUAUCAAUGAGGACGGCAGCUUCAAGUGUGUAUGCAAGCCUGGCUUCACCCUGGCCUCUAGUGGACGUUACUGUAUAGAUAUUGAUGAGUGCCUGACCCCAAACAUGUGUAUGAACGGACGCUGUGUAAACACAGAGGGCUCUUACAGAUGUGAGUGUAUGGCCGGAUUGGCUGUGAGCACAGACGGACGCUCCUGUGUGGACACACACAUGCGCAGCACAUGCUACGGGGCUAUAAAGAAGGGGGUGUGUGUGCGUCCCUUCCAUGGAGCAGUCACCAAAUCUGAGUGCUGCUGUGCCAACACCGAUUACAGCUUUGGCGAGCCGUGCAAACCCUGUCCAGCGAAGAACUCAGCUGAGUUCCAGGCUUUGUGUGGAAGUGGCAUAGGCUUUUCUGUUGAUGGAACAGACAUCAAUGAAUGUGCCCUGGACCAUGACAUCUGUGCUAAUGGGGUGUGUGAGAACCUUAGAGGAGGCUACCGCUGCAUCUGUAACACGGGCUAUGAAACUGACCAGAGCGGCAGGAACUGCGUGGACAUUGAUGAGUGUCUGGUGAACCGGCUCCUCUGUGAUAACGGACUCUGUCGGAACAGCCCAGGUAGCUACAGCUGUGCCUGCCCCAAGGGCUUCCUCUUCAGACAGGACUCAGACACCUGUGAAGAUGUGAAUGAGUGUGAAAGCAGUCCAUGCAUCAACGGAGUGUGUAAGAACAAUCCUGGCUCCUUCUCCUGUCAGUGCUCCUCAGGAAGUAAACUGGACCCCACUGGCCUCAUCUGCAUUGAGAAUCUGAAGGGUACGUGCUGGCUGAACAUCGAGGACGGGCGCUGUGAGGUGAACAUUAACGGGGGCACACUGAAAUCCGAGUGCUGUGCCACACUGGGAGCGGCCUGGGGAAGCCCCUGUGAACAGUGCGAGAUCGACCCGGUCUGUUCAAGAGGCUUUGCUCGCCCCAGAGGGACAGUCUGUGAAGAUGUGAAUGAGUGUCAAGUGUUUCCUGGUGUAUGUCCUAAUGGUCGCUGUGUAAACACCAGAGGUUCCUUUAAGUGUCAGUGUCCAGAGGGCCUCACAUUGGACGCCACAGGACGAGUCUGUGUCGACAUUCGCUCAGAGCAUUGCUACCUGACCUAUGAUGAGGACGCGUGCACUCAGCCCGUGGCCGGAAGGUUCCGGAUGGAUGCCUGCUGCUGUACGGUGGGUGCUGCCUGGGGUAAAGAGUGUGAGGCAUGCCCAGAGCCAGGUACUCCAGAGUUUGAUGUCCUGUGUCCACGUGGACCUGGCUUUGCCAACCGCGGGGAUGUUCUCACCGGUAGACCCGUUUAUAAAGACAUCAAUGAAUGUAAGGUAUUCCCCAGCAUAUGCACACAUGGAAAAUGUCGUAACACCAUUGGCAGUUUCCGUUGCCGUUGUGAUAGCGGCUUUGCCCUGGAUAUGGAGGAACGCAACUGCACAGACAUUGAUGAGUGUCGGAUCUCUCCUGACCUGUGCGGACAAGGAACAUGUGUUAAUACGCCUGGAAGUUUUGAGUGUGAAUGCUUUGAGGGCUAUGAGAGUGGAUUCAUGAUGAUGAAGAAUUGCAUGGAUAUCAAUGAGUGUGAGAGGAAUCCAAUACUGUGCAGAGGAGGCACCUGUCAGAAUACAGAUGGAAGUUAUGAGUGUAUCUGCCCUCCUGGGCAUCAGCUCUCCAUCAGUGGGGAUACUUGUGAAGAUGUGAAUGAGUGUGAGCUCAGCGCUACACUCUGUCGGCAUGGGGAGUGUGUGAACGUGGUCGGGACCUAUCGUUGCACCUGUAACACUGGUUAUCAGUCAACACCGGACAAACAAGGCUGCACUGACAUAGAUGAAUGCACCAUAGAGAAUGGGGGUUGUGACGUACACUGCACCAAUUCUGAAGGCAGUUACACGUGCAGCUGCAACCCGGGCUACACCCUGAUGCCAGAUCUGAGGACUUGUGCAGAUGUGGAUGAGUGUGAAGAGGAGUCUGAUAUAUGUGAUGGUGGCCAGUGCACUAAUGUCCCUGGAGAGUAUCACUGUCUUUGUUAUGAUGGAUUUAUGGCCUCCAUGGACAUGAAGGCUUGUCUGGAUGUGAACGAGUGUGAGCUCAAUGCUAACAUCUGCAUGUUCGGGGAGUGUGAGAACACCAUUGGCUCCUUUGUCUGCCACUGUGAGGUGGGCUACUCUGUGAAGAAGGGAACGUCUGGCUGCACAGAUGCUGAUGAGUGCCAGAGCGGCACACACAACUGUGACAUUCAUGCUACCUGUAUGAACACUCCAGGGAGCUUUCGUUGUACUUGCCAUGAAGGAUGGCGUGGUAACGGCGUCAAAUGUGUCGAUCUGGAUGAGUGCACCAACGGCACUCACCACUGCAGCGCCAGUGCCAAGUGUAUUAACACACCAGGCUCCUACCGCUGCUCCUGCUCUGUGGGCUUUACUGGAGAUGGCUUUACCUGUACAGAUAUAGAUGAAUGCGCUGAGAAUGUAAACCUGUGUGAGAACGGACAGUGUCUGAACAUCCCUGGUGCCUACCGCUGUGAGUGUGAGAUGGGCUUCACGCAGGCCCCAGACAGCCGCACCUGCCAAGAUAUUGAUGAAUGUUCGUUCCAGAACAUAUGUGUGUUUGGCACGUGUAAGAACAUCCCGGGCAUGUUCCGCUGUAUCUGUGAUGAAGGCUAUGAGUUGGACAGAUCAGGUGGCAACUGUACAGAUGUGGAUGAAUGUCAGGACCCUAUAAACUGUGUGAAUGGGCUGUGUGUGAACAUACCUGGCUCUUACGAAUGUAACUGCCCACUGGACUUUGAGCUCAACCCUACUGGUGUAGGUUGUGUUGACACUCGCGUGGGGAGCUGUUUUCUGGAGGCUGUUGGUAACGCGCGUGGUCGUGGGGGUCUGGUGUGCAGUGUAGAAGUGGGGGUGGGAGUCAGUCGUUCCUCCUGCUGCUGCUCCAAGGGCCGGGCCUGGGGAAACCCCUGUGAACUAUGCCCUGCAGUCAACUCAUCGGAGUAUAACACGUUGUGCCCUGGAGGAGAAGGUUUUAAACCCAACCCAAUCACCAUCAUACUGGAAGACAUUGACGAGUGCCAGGAGUUGCCAGGCCUGUGCCAGGGUGGGAACUGUGUCAAUACAUUUGGAAGCUUCCAGUGUGACUGCCCAACCGGCUAUUACCUGAACAUAGACACUCGUAUCUGCGAGGAUAUCGAUGAAUGUGUGGUGAAUCCUGGGAUUUGUGGUCCAGGCACAUGCUAUAACACACUGGGUAAUUACACUUGCGUGUGCCCUCAAGAGUACAUGCAAGUAAAUGGUGGCAACAAUUGCAUGGACAUGAGGAAGAGUGUGUGCUACCGAAACUACAAUGGCACAGCCUGUGAAAAUGAGCUGGCAUUUAACCUCACACUCAGACUGUGCUGCUGUGCCUACAAUGUUGGCAAGGCCUGGAACAAACCAUGUGAGGCCUGUCCAAUACCAGGCACAGAGGGAUAUCGUACUCUGUGUGGGAAUAUUGUCCCUGGUUUUAAGCUUGAUAUAGAAACGGGAAAACCUGUGGAUAUCGACGAGUGUCGGGAGAUCCCAGGCAUCUGCACCAAUGGAGUGUGCAUCAACCAGAUAGGGAGCUUCCGUUGCGAGUGUCCUACGGGAUUCAGCUACAAUGACCUGCUGCUUGUCUGUGAAGACAUUGAUGAGUGUAGCAGCGGGGAGAACCUUUGCCAAAGGAACGCAGACUGCAUUAACAGUCCAGGCAGCUACCGCUGUGAGUGCUCUGAGGGCUUCAGCCUCUCGCCUAAUGGAGCCUGCAUAGAUCGCAACGAGUGCCUUGAAAAUCCCAGCAUAUGCAGCCACGGUGAGUGUGUGGACAUUCAGGGCGGCUACGAGUGUGUGUGCCACAACGGGUUCAAGGUCACCUCAAAUCGCAAGAUGUGCAUAGACAUUGAUGAAUGUGUGCGGCAGCCCUGUGGGAAUGGUACAUGUAAGAAUACCAUGGGCUCCUACAACUGUCUCUGCCACCCUGGCUUUGAGCUCACCCACAACAAUGACUGUAUUGAUAUUGAUGAGUGCAGGAUGUCGUACGGUCAAGUGUGUAGGAAAGGUCAGUGCAUCAAUAGUGUGGGCUCUUUCUAUUGCCUGUGUGAGGAAGGCUACGAACUCUCCCUGGAUGGCAAGAACUGCGUAGAUGUGAACGAGUGCGUCAUUCUGCCUGGAACGUGUGCUCCUGGAACAUGCCAGAACCUGGACGGAUCAUUCCGCUGUAUUUGUCCUCCUGGCUAUGUAGUUCAGAAUGAGCAGUGUAUGGAUGUGAACGAGUGUGAUGUAGACCCAAACAUCUGUCUCUUUGGCUCUUGCUUCAACAACCCCGGCAGUUUUGAGUGCGUGUGCAGGCCAGGCUUCGUGCUCUCAGAAAAUGGACGUCGCUGUUAUGACACACGAGAGAGCUUUUGCUUUACACGCUUUGAAAAUGGCAAGUGCUCCCUCCCACAGGCAUUUAACACUACCAAAGCCAAGUGCUGCUGCAGCAACAUGCCCAAAGAGGGCUGGGGAGACCCCUGUGAGCUCUGCCCUAAAGAGCAGGAUGCUGGAUUUCUGGACCUGUGUCCAUAUGGUCAUGGAUUAAUUCCUGGAAUUGGAGAUACACGCAUAGACAUAAAUGAAUGUGUGGAGAACCCAGGCAUCUGCUAUAACGGCCACUGCAUCAAUACAGACGGCUCCUUCCGCUGCGAGUGCCCUGUAGGAUACACACUCAACUAUACUGGAGUUCACUGUGUUGACAUUGAUGAGUGUUCAGUGGGAAACCCCUGUGGGAAUGGAACCUGCACUAACGUGAUUGGAGGGUUUGAGUGUAACUGUGAGGAGGGCUUUGAACCAGGGCCUAUGAUGACCUGUGAAGAUGUUAAUGAGUGUGCUCAGAACCCCUUGCUCUGUGCUUUCCGCUGCAUCAACACUUUUGGAGGUUAUGAGUGCACCUGUCCAUCUGGAUACACACUCAGAGAGGACCAGAGGAUGUGCCAAGAUCUGGAUGAGUGUGUUGAGGGGCUUCAUGACUGUGACUCUAUGGGAAUGGCCUGUAAGAAUCUGAUUGGUACCUUCAUGUGUGUGUGCCCUGUGGGCAUGGUGCGGAAGAUGGACGAUGAGGUGUGUCAAGAUGAGGACGAGUGUCGUACUAAACCUGGUAUCUGUGAAAAUGGGCGCUGUGUGAACACUAUAGGCAGCUACAUGUGUGAGUGUGACACUGGAUUCCAGCCUGACUCCACUCGCACUCAGUGCUUGGACUACAGGGAGGGGUUCUGUUUCACCGAGGUUUUACACACCAUGUGUCAGAUGUCUUCCAGCAGCAGGACCCCCGUCACUAAAUCACAGUGCUGCUGUGACGGAGGCCGGGGCUGGGGCAACCAGUGUGAGCUCUGUCCACUGCCUGGCACUGCCAAGUACAAGAAGAUGUGCCCACAUGGACCAGGCUAUGCCACAGAUGGCACAGACAUUGAUGAGUGUAAGGUGAUGGCAGACCUGUGUAAGAAUGGCAGGUGUAUCAAUACCAUGGGUACCUUUAAGUGCCACUGUAAUCCAGGAUACAUCGCCUCCAUCACGGGAACAGAAUGUAUAGACUUGGAUGAGUGUGCUAUGUCUCCUAAACCGUGUAACUUCAUCUGUAAGAAUACUGAGGGCAGCUAUUCCUGUGCCUGCCCACGCGGUUACACCCUCCAGGAUGAUGGCAGGACAUGUAAAGAUCUAGAUGAAUGCCAGACCAAGAGGCAUAACUGCCAGUUCCUGUGUAUCAACACCAUCGGUGGUUUCACCUGCAAAUGUCCCCCGGGCUUCACCCAACACCACACAGCCUGUAUAGACAACAAUGAGUGUGUGACAGAGCCCUCCCUGUGUGGUCCUAAGGGGAUCUGUCAGAACACGCCUGGUAGUUUCAGCUGUGAGUGCCAGCGAGGUUUCAGUCUCGACUCCGCCGGCGUGAACUGUGAAGAUGUGGACGAAUGUCAAAGUAACCACAGAUGCCAGUUUGGCUGUCAGAACAUGCUGGGGGGUUAUCGCUGUAAUUGCCCACAGGGGUACACUCAGCACUACCAGUGGAACCAGUGCGUGGAUGAAAAUGAGUGUUCAAACCCUGACAGUUGUGGCUCUGCAUCCUGUUAUAACACACUGGGCAGCUUCAAAUGUUCCUGCCCCUCAGGCUACACCUACAACCAGCUCAGCAGCUCCUGUGACGAUGUGGAUGAGUGCAGCUCCUUCAAAACCCCCUGCAACUACGGCUGCUCCAAUACCCAGGGAGGCUACCUGUGCGGCUGCCCCCCUGGCUACUUUAGAGUCGGCCAAGGGCACUGCGUGUCAGACAUGAGGUACGGCAAAGGCAGGUUUGGGUCUGUGGAGAGAGGGGAGGAAGAUAAUAGCCUUUCUCCUGAGGCCUGCUAUGAAUGCAAAAUCAAUGGCCAUCACAAGCCGACUAUCAGGAAGAGACGCGCUGCUAAUGGAACGCUGCCAGAGGAGGGGCUCACAGUAAACCUGGCCAGUCUGGACAUGGAGCUUCCGCUGACACUGGUGCUCAACGUGUCUCAGCUCAACCUCAAAGAACACAUCCUGGAGCUGGUCCCUGCCAUCAGACCCCUCACCAACCACGUGACCUACGUUAUUACUGAGGGGAACCAGGAGAAACUUUUUCAGAUCCAGCAACACCAGGGUCUCAGCUAUCUGCACUGCUCGCGGAAGAAAGCCUCUCCCGGAGACUACGUGCUGGAGAUAAGGAGCACGCCGCUGUACGGCCGCUCAGAGCUGCGUCACCUGGAGGACAGCAGGGAUAGAGACUACCUCUCUGGGGAACUGGGACAAAACCUACACAUGAAACUCCACAUUACACUGCAGUAG